Messenger RNA from Cololabis saira (Pacific saury), 990 nucleotides. Its product is annotated as trace amine-associated receptor 13c-like. The coding region runs from base 1 to 990 and encodes 329 amino acids. Gene Ontology annotation, molecular function: trace-amine receptor activity. Gene Ontology annotation, cellular component: membrane. Gene Ontology annotation, biological process: G protein-coupled receptor signaling pathway. The record is from RefSeq and is a predicted model, not a curated record. NCBI's taxonomy places the organism in Eukaryota, Metazoa, Chordata, Actinopteri, Beloniformes, Belonidae. The transcript has 2 exons.
AUGGUGAUCCAGGAUGGUGCAGACCUCUGCUUUCCACAACUCUCCAACACCUCCUGCAGGAGCCCUGGUUCUCCUUCGACUGAAGCUCUGCUGCUUCACAUCACGCUGUCGACUAUCUCUCUGAUGACAGUGGCUCUUAACCUACUUGUUAUCAUCUCAGUCUCCCACUACAGGCAGCUCCACGCUCCCACUAACAUCCUCCUCCUCUCUCUGGCUGUCUCAGACUUCCUCAUGGGUCUCCUUUUGAUGCCUGUAGAAAUCAUCCGAAACAUGACAUGUUGGUUUCUUGGUAACAUAUUAUGUUCUUUGUAUAAUUCUUUGUCCUUCAUGAUUACCUCUGCCUCAGUAGGACACAUGGUUCUCAUAUCAGUUGACCGUUAUGUAGCCAUCUGUGACCCUAUGCAUUAUCCAACCAGAGUCACAGAGAAAAGAGUUAAACUCUGUGUGUGUGUGUGUUGGCUGUGUUCUGUUUUCUAUGGUGGCCUUAUUGUAAAGGAUGACUUUAUAAUACCAGGGAGGCAUAACUCGUGCUAUGGAGAAUGUAUGAUUACUGUGGAUUACAUUCCAGGAACUGUUGAUCUUGUCAUAAGCUUUAUUAUUCCAGUUACAGUCAUUGUAGUUCUGUACUCGAGAGUUUUUAUGGUGGCUGUUUCUCAGGCUCGUGCCAUGCGCUCUCACAUCACAACUAUCACAGUUCAGUUUUCAGUGAAAACAGCGCCAAGAAAAUCUGAGCUGAAAGCAGCCAAGACUCUCGGUGUUCUAGUAGUUGUUUUUUUAAUAUGUUUCUGCCCAUAUUAUGGUGUUUCUCUUGCAGGAGAUGACUUGCUCAGUGGCUCGUAUGGAUCCUAUGCACUUUUUUUAUUUUAUAUUAACUCCACUCUAAAUCCAGUAAUCUAUGCAUUGUUCUAUCCAUGGUUUAGAAAAGCAGUUAAACUCAUUGUUUCACUUCAAAUUUUGCAGUCAGGCUCCAGUGAAGCCAACGUACUAUAG